GAGCUCACUGCAGCAGGUGGACAUGACUUAGGGAGCUGGAAGACAACGCUUAAGAAAUACAUCAUGAACUGUUGCGUGAAGGUUGAGUAGGUGGAUCUUGUGGUCAACACUUUAAUCUGCACAUGUCAUAGAUUUUCCAAACACUUUACCAGAGGACUGUGCUGCAACAAUGCCAGAGAUGCCGCUGGUCAAGGACAUUUGCUGCAGCUCUGUUGAAUGUAGAACACCCCCCUUGAGGCAGCUCAGCCAGCCAUCGCUGCUGCUCCACAGAAGUCCCCACACACCUAGAACGUUUUGCACAGAGCAUAACGUGCAAGAAUGUCUGUCACACAUCAAUCAGGAGUUGUCAUCUUUGGGCCUCCCACCAUUUUGGUCAGAGCUGGACAGCAGCUCAGAGCUGAAUAAUGUGUCUGCGUUGAAUUGCAUGUAUGACCUUAUUCAGCUGCACCACAGGAGCCUCAGAACGUUAGAAAACAUGGAAGUGGAGCAGCUUAAGCUGAGCAGCAACGUGGAUUACUUGAAGCUCUCAAACAGUCAUCUAAAAGAGCAGCUUGAACUUUCUAAAAGAGAGAACACAGGACUCCACGAGAGAGAACGGCAGCUCCAGUUAAAAGCCAAAAGUUUGCAGAACUGUCUGAAAAAUGAAAAAGAGGAGGUGCAAAAACUUCAGAACAUAAUUUCAAGCCGUGCUAGUCAGUACAACCACGAUAUGAAAAGAAAGGAAAGAGAGUUUAACAAACUAAAGGAGCGACUAACUCAACUCCUGGCUGAUAAGAAGGAGAGAAAACAAGCUAUUGAUGUUUUAAAUAACAUGGGGAGAGCUGAUGGCAAAAGGAGCCUUUGGAAAACUGAAAACACGAAGGCAAAACACGAGGGGGAGUUGUACAAAACUCUUCUGAGUAACUAUGAGUCCAGACAAAGGGAGCUGGUGUUGGAAAACGCAGAACUAAAGAAGGUGUUGCAUCAGAUGACGAAAGAAAUUGCGGCCAUACUUGGAUCGAGAAAAUUGUCUUUGAAAGGAGAAAAACCUGGUCCUGUAGACACACAGGCUGCUUCAGAGGAAGAAGAGGAGGAAAUAUUUGAUCCCAGCAAGGACAGUGUAGAGAUGAAUUGUGUUCAGGCUCGGGAGAAACUCACCAGCAGUAUUCGCCUUCAGUGGAAAAAACUCAAAAGCCACGUUGAAAGACUAGACAGCCAAGCGUCUUUGACUCAGAUGGGUGAAAGUACAAAUAGUGAUGCUGUAGCUCGAGAGACUCACGAGCAGGAGAUGGAAAGUCUAAAGCUGGAGAUCCAACAGUGCAAAGACUUUAUUCAAACACAACAGCAGCUCCUGCAGCAGCAAAUGAACUCUCAUUGUGAUGAUGGUGUUGCAACGCUGAUGAACGAUGGCUACAUGCUACAUGAGAAAAAGCGCCUCAGAGAUGAGUGGAUGAUCCUUGAGAAACAGAGAAAGAGCUUUGAAAGGGAGAGGAAUAACUUCACUGAAGCAGCCAUUAGACUGAGCCAUGAGAGGAAGAAGUAUGAAGAAGAUCGGGCAACAUGGCUCAAACACCAGUUUCUAACUGAAACAAAGGUUAGUUCACUGCUGGCUCCAGAAAAGCUCAUUGGCUGCCAUUCAAACUCAGCUUCUACACCCAACGUUUCUCUGCCAUUAUCUUCUGUGGCUAACCUACAGCACACACUUAGCCUUAUUCCAGAAAACAGAUCCACAAAACCUAAGAGAGGAUCUGAGGACUCAAUUGUUCUCUGUGGAAAUGAUCAUCUCCAGGAAGAACAACGGACCAACAAUGAAGAUUUCAGCAGCAAUUCAUGCACACAGGAGAAGAACUGCACUAUAUGAAGCCAAAAAGGCUUAUCAUUUGGAUAACAAUUACUGUCCGUGUCCAGUGAUUAUCUAUGAAUUUAGAAAUCUGAUAGGUGAAUAAACCCACACAGAAAAAACAA
Molecule: messenger RNA, 1944 nt
Organism: Nematolebias whitei (Rio pearlfish)
Lineage: Eukaryota; Metazoa; Chordata; Actinopteri; Cyprinodontiformes; Rivulidae
Product: afadin- and alpha-actinin-binding protein
Exons: 14
Coding region: 170-1840 (556 amino acids)
Source: RefSeq, a predicted model, not a curated record